GACGCCGUAUCCUGAGGCGCGGGCGGAGGCGGCGAUGAUGGUGGCGGGGAUGGAGGAGGAGGAGGAGGAGGAGGAGGAAGCAGCGGGCGGUGGUGGUGGCGGUGAGGGGCCGGGCUGCGGCUGCAAGGGGAUCCGCUCCUGCCUGCUCUGCGAGGGGCCCGCUCAGGCCGCUCCGCCCCCGCAGGGAGAAGAUAAUUUCACUUACUGUCCAGCAACAGGUUUAGCGAAAGGAAAUGAGCACUCGGAAUUUGCUGGCUGGGCAUUUCCAUUUCCAGGGGUGUUCUUGACAGAGGAGUUCGUUAGUGAAGAAGAAGAAGCAGAGAUGGUUGCACUGAUGGACCGCGAUGAAUGGAAACCAUCACAGUCUGGCCGAAAGAAACAGGAUUACGGACCCAAAGUGAACUUCAAGAAACAGAGGUUGAAAGCUGGUAGCUUUACAGGUUUGCCAAGUUUCAGCAAAAAGAUUGUGACCCAAAUGAAGGCUUGCUCUGUACUAGGUGGUUUCCUACCUGUUGAACAAUGUAAUCUGGACUACAGGCCAGAAAGAGGUUCUGCCAUCGACCCACAUUUUGAUGACUGGUGGCUUUGGGGAGAGCGUCUGGUUAGCUUAAACUUGCUCUCAAACACCGUGCUCUCCAUGUCUUGUGAUUCAGAGGACAGCAUCCAAUUAUUUCCCACUUUCGGUAAAGAAAGCGGGGAAUUAAGUCCCCCUGGAUCUCUUACAGAGACGUCAGCCUGCAAAAGUUCAAACAAACAGGGAACCGACUACGUUUUAUCCCCAAGGCUUGUUCCCAGCAAAGAGGUGACCGUUGCCAUUCACUUACCCAGAAGGUCCCUGGUGGUGCUGCACGGUGACGCACGUUACAGGUGGAAGCACGCGAUUUACCGCAAGAAUAUAGAGCACCGGCGGGUCUGCGUCACGUUCAGGGAGCUGUCUGCAGAGUUCAGCACUGGAGGAAGGCACGAGGAGCUGGGUAAAGAACUGCUAGAAAUAGCGCUUUCGUUUCAAGGAACACCAGUGUGAUCAGCAAGGGGGGGGCUAGAACUGUGUCAUGUUAGGAAAUUUGGGUUGAAAAAUAAAGUACAGUAUUUUUACAACUUGA
Messenger RNA from Anas platyrhynchos (mallard), 1103 nucleotides. RefSeq names its product alkB homolog 4, lysine demethylase (gene ALKBH4). Gene Ontology annotation, biological process: actomyosin structure organization; protein demethylation. Lineage: Eukaryota; Metazoa; Chordata; Aves; Anseriformes; Anatidae. The record is from RefSeq and is a predicted model, not a curated record. Gene Ontology annotation, molecular function: actin binding; demethylase activity; oxidoreductase activity. Gene Ontology annotation, cellular component: midbody; contractile ring.